Messenger RNA from Ciona intestinalis (vase tunicate), 2272 nucleotides. NCBI's taxonomy places the organism in Eukaryota, Metazoa, Chordata, Ascidiacea, Phlebobranchia, Cionidae. The record is from RefSeq and is a predicted model, not a curated record.
AGAACAAUCAUAUUUAGUAGGCUCUAGGCUGCAUUACGUUUCUCCAACUGCUUUUCUUAAAAGUUCUGUAAAAUGGAUGAAUCCAGAAAAUCUGGUACAAACCAGUUAAAACCGCAUAAUCAUCCUGCUCAAUUGACCAGAAUGAGUCUCAAUGACAACAAAGCUGGAAUGCAAGGAUUGGAUAAAGAAAAAAUAAACAAAAUUAUAAUGGACAACACAGUUGGUUCACGGUUUUACAAAAAUGAACAAAAGCGAGAGCAACAAGUGAAUGCAAGAAUUCAAAAAAUGAAAGAAAAGUUAAAUUCUUUUACAUCCAAUCAAAUCAUGACAGCAAAACAACAUGCCGAAGAAAUCUUAUCGGAGGUUGAAAACCAAAGAGAUUUGUCUCGUACCAUAAUCCAUAUUGAUAUGGAUGCUUUUUAUGCAGCUGUGGAAGAGAGGGACCGACCUGAAUUGAAACAGAAACCAAUGGCAGUUGGUGGAAUGGACAUGCUUUCCACUUCUAAUUACGUUGCAAGAAAGUACGGAGUACGAGCUGCAAUGCCAGGUUUUAUCGCAAAAAAGUUGUGUCCCAAUCUUAUCAUUGUUCCAACUAAUUUUGACAAAUACAGAGAGGUAAGCAAGGAGACACAAGAGAUAUUUUCUGAAUAUGAUGAAAACUUUUGUGGUAUGAGUUUGGAUGAAGCUUUCCUUGACAUUACAGAUCACUUGCAAAAGCGACUUAUUUAUGACCAAGAAGAACGAACUUUUCAUUACCAUCCAACCCUUGCCCCAACAACCACAAGUGAGGAUACAGAUGAUAAGAAAUCGUCAGAAACUUUUGGUUUUUCAGCAGAAGAAGUGGCUAAGGAAAUACGAUUCCGAAUUCAGCAGAAAACUUUGCUCACUGCAAGUGCUGGCAUCGCACCAAACACAAUGCUUGCUAAGAUUGGAAGUGAUUUAAACAAACCAAACGGACAAACCUUUUUUGCUCCAAAUCGAGAUGAAAUAAUGAAGUUUAUUAAAGAUUUUCCAGUCAGAAAGGUCAAUGGAAUAGGAAAAGUGACCGAGCAACUUCUUUCCUCCCUCGGUGUUCAGAAAUGUGGAGAUAUUUAUGAAAUGCGAGCAGAGCUGAUGUUGCUCUUUUCAGCCACCUCGUGCUCCUUCUUCUUCAGGAUGUGUCUCGGAUGUUCCUCCAAUAUCCUGGAACCAGAUGGAGAAAGGAAAAGUAUCAGCACUGAGAGAACAUUCAGUACAAUAUCAAAUCGUGAUGAAUUAUUUGCCAAGCUAGAUGAACUCUGCCAUAGUUUAGCUGCGGAUAUGAAGAAACAAAAUGUCCAGGGAAAAACCUUGACUUUAAAAACAAAGAAUGUUGAUUUUCAGCUUCACACAAGAUCAAAGACGAUAAAUGUUCCAAUGACAAAUUAUCAAACAAUAUUUCCUGUUGCACAGGAACUUCUAAAACAAGAGAUACUUAACGCUAAUAACAAACUAUCAUUGCGGCUGAUGGGUGUUGGAUUAUCAAAGUUGGAAACAGGCACCACCUCAGCUCAAACCUCAAUCCUCAAAUUUUUUGCCGGGAAUACGAAACCUCAAAGUUGCGACAAAACAUUGUCUGCUCAAACAAGUUCUUCCCGUGAUCAUGAAUGUUCAAAUCACGAACCUUGUGAUGAAAACCAUGAAGAUGGCGAUCCUGUGAAGCAGGAAGAUAUGAAAAAUGAAUUACUUCAAGUUGAAACUUCCAAUACUGAUAUAGAAACAUUUCCUUGCCCUGCGUGUGGUACUGAGCAAGUUAAAACUACAUCAUUACUUAAUCAGCAUUUAGAUGCUUGCUUGUCUUCAGAUAAAACUUUUCAACAACCAGAAAUAAAAAGCUCUUCAAAUUUUCCAGAAACUUCUAAUUCACCACGUAAUACUGCUAACUCAAACUUAGCGAAUUCAAACUCUUCUUCCAAAAUGUUAGAUGAUGCUUCAUUCUCAUGCCCAAUAUGUUGCGCCAGUUUUCAGUCUUCAAAAACAACAUUGUAUCAGUUUAAUAACCAUGUUGACUCCUGCUUGAGCCAAUCCACAAUAAGAGAUAUUUUAAAAGAAGAAAAUGGAGAAUCUUUUAAAAAACGAUCACUUGCGAAUCAUAAUAAUAAUGAAAACUUAUCAAAACGUAGAAAAUUAAUUUCCAAAGGCGAUGGAAUUGAAAAGUUUUUUGUUCCACUAUAAAACCUAUAUUUAUGUUGUUUUUUUAAAUAUAUAAAAAAAGUAUUUAUUUCAAAUCUAUAUAAUUUUAAUGUAUUUUCAG